Pelecanus crispus (Dalmatian pelican) is the source of this 552-nucleotide messenger RNA. The record is from RefSeq and is a predicted model, not a curated record. NCBI's taxonomy places the organism in Eukaryota, Metazoa, Chordata, Aves, Pelecaniformes, Pelecanidae.
AUGGCGUGUUUGAGAUCACCAGCUCCUCGAAUGCCACGUCUUCUGCAAGGCUCCCAAUACGCAGUCCCCUCUCUUCCUCCGCAGGGGGAACUCUCAACCUUCUGGCAGGCAAGCAUGUAUAUAUCUAAGAAGACAUUAAAGAAUCAUUUUGACCCCCGUCAGUAUCCAAAGGACACAUACCUACUAUGCAAACUGCAGUGGGGUGAGACUGGCAGGCCUUGGAUACACUGGGUCAAAAAUGAGGGUUGCCAUGCUGAAGUCUACUUCCUGGAAAGGAUCUUUAAGAUGAGAAGAUCCAAUAAUUACGUCAACUGUUCCAUCAUCUGGUACUUGUCCUGGAGUCCUUGUGCGAAAUGCUGCCAUAAAAUACUGAAUUUCUUAAAGCAGCACUCAAAUGUGAACAUAGAUAUACGUGUAGCACGGAUUUAUCACAUAGAAUGGGAGUAUUUCUGCCAAGGUCUGAGGAACCUUAUGAGCUCAGCAAGAGUAACCAUUGCUGUCAUGGAAAUUAAAGGCAAGGAUUCCUGUGCUUUAUGGGACUGGGAAGGGUGA